GAGAGAGAGCACUAUUUUUCUGGGCUCUAAAAAGAAAAAAAAAAGCUCAGUAAGCUAAAUAAAUCUCUACCACAGAAGAAUCUAGAACCAGACAGAGAGAGACAGAGAGAGAGAGCGAUAAAGAGAGAGAGAGAGAUGAAGGAGAUGCAGGCAAUAGAGACGUCGCAGGGGACGACGAGAAGAGGAAAAUGGAGAUUAGGGAAAGGGUUCAAGCUCAGCUUGGUCGUGUUGAAGAAGAGACUAAGCGUCUUGCUUUGAUCCGUGAGGAACUUGAAGGUUUAGCUGAUCCCAUGAGGAAAGAAGUUGCUUUGGUUAGGAAGAAGAUUGAUUCUGUCAACAAGGAAUUAAAGCCAUUGGGCCAUACAGUUCAGAAAAAGGAACGAGAGUACAAAGAAGCUCUUGAAGCAUUCAACGAUAAGAAUAGGGAGAAGGUGCAGCUUAUCACCAAGCUAAUGGAGGUUAGUCAACAAAUGCUCGAAUCUCUUUUCUGUCAAAUACAUAUAUUUUGGGUCGAGUUUGAAAUGAUUGGAGUUAACUGAUCUACUUGUUGUUGUUCUGCUUUUCUCUGGUUUAUGGUUCUGUGUUGUCGGUUAUUUUUUCACAUUACCCCCUACUUGUGUGGAUAAAGAUAUUAAGCUAAUUACUGUCCCGUAACUCUGUUCUGAGACAUGCAUCAAACACUGAUAGUUUUAGGCAUACAUAUUAGUCAUCUUGCAGAUUCAGUGUUUAAUCCUUAGGUUUUGAUGUUGAGUUCUUCGACCGGUUAAAGCUAUGUGUGAGUCUUCUCCUUAGUUUGCGGAGUCCAUUCCUCCAAACUCUAUCUAAGUUAACACAUUGGUUGUUCUUGCCGUUUUCCAACAUAUCCUGUCUGUGAACCGAAACAUAUUCAUCAAGCCACUCACAUGUCAAGAGCAAAGCUCAAAAUGACACAACUCUGCAAAAAGGCCUGCUAGGUCCAAGGCCCAACACAACCCUGAAGCCCACAAUGAUUCAACGGCUAUCUGCAGAUCAAGACAAAAAGAAAGGAUUUGCAGAGAGUACUAGUACGGCAGUAACGACACAGAAUCGGUUUGCCUCACUUGAAUCAUAUGAUGACAAUGAAGCCACGUAACAUCAUUGUGCCAGAGCAGCAAUCAUUGGAAAACAUUAGACUUUAGGUUAAAACUCUUGUAACCAAUAUAAAAGCAAAGCAUAGAGUGUAAUGCCGAUUUCAAGGAUUGAAUAACAAAGAAACAAUCUUUCAUA
Messenger RNA from Camelina sativa (false flax), 1245 nucleotides. NCBI's taxonomy places the organism in Eukaryota, Viridiplantae, Streptophyta, Magnoliopsida, Brassicales, Brassicaceae. The record is from RefSeq and is a predicted model, not a curated record.